CGGUGUUGAAGUAUGUUGCGGCGCGUCUCUUCCGCUCCUUCGAGUUGAAUUUCAUUUUAAACGCGUCCGUUUUCAAAUCUCUCGCAUAUACAUACAAACGAACACACACUCAUAAACUUUUGAAAAGCCUUUUAUUUUCAAAAAUAAAAAAUACCGUUAUUGUACCUAUAUUGCUGUGUGUCCAACGACAACAGCCGGAAACCGUUGCGGUCAAAAGGAAACAAGAAGCAACAAUAAAAAAGCUUAAUUCGAAACCAGCAGUUAUGGAAAUGUAAUUGCUACUAAAAAUGUCAUCAUCAUCAUUUUUGAAGACUCAUUGCAAGCAAAUACAAAUAUGAAGUGAGAAUUAAAAACAAUAAAGAAAUAAUGAUAAAAGUGAAGGAAUAUCUUAAAAAAAUUGAAAAUCGUAAAAUUUGUACUCGGUGCGUUAGAUUUUCAGUAUCAUAUAAGAAGUAAUAAUAUAAUUGAAUGAAUAAUCAAUUAUUCCAUGCAUAAACACAAAAACAUAAAAACAUAUUUAAAUAGAAAACACUCUCCAUCGUAUUGACUAAUUGAAUACAAAAAAAUCGAAAAUUCACUUCAUUGAUCACAAUCGGAUCGGUUUGAAACAAGAACAACAUGAAAACACAAAUCAAUCGACCGGCAGACACAUACACGCAAAAUAAAACAAAACACUAAAAAAUAUACAUGGGAUCAGACGCCGGCGGCGGAGCAGCGGAGACGACCCUAAAGGAGUAAAAGGAGCACCAGAUCCUACGAUAACGGAGACGACGACGAUAAAGUCAGUGACGAAGCCGAAGGCAAAUGUGUAAAUACACCAACAAAUCUUUAUUUAUAACGAGCAAUGUCAAUGCGAGUGCUCAAUACAAAAACCAAAAUUAAAAGAAAACGAGUUUAAUGUGACCAAGAGCACAAACAACCUGAAAAAUAAAAAACUAAAGUUAUUAAAAACAAAUUCAUAGCUUCUCGAAUAUCGAAAACGGAGCAGCAUCCUCGGUUGCAAAUUGAAGCAUUAUCAAAGAUAUCAGAAUUCAACAUUAUCAAAAUAUUUUAAUAUUCAACCAAUCUAGUCGUUUAAAACAACAAAAUUUACCUACAUAAUUUAACAAAGAGUUGACGCAACAUUUGUCUGCAACAUGUUGCUAGCCAAACGAAGAGCACCAUCUAGGAUGGUGGUUCACAACAGAGUUAUCGCCAUGCUGUUAGCCAUAUUGCUGAGUUUGGUGUGCAGCACACCCGCGGAAGCAGCGAUAGAUGAAACACUGAGCGAACACGAAGGCAAAUCGGUGGUGAUACCCUGUCCGGUCAACAAAGCCAAAUGCGGUGAUCUGCACUCGAUAAACUGGUUUAAGGGCGACGAUCGCAUUGGGGCGAUGCUAUUAGGCGACAGCAAUGUGACGAGCGUAUCAGACGAGUAUGCGAACAGAGUCACAGUGGAGCAAAAUCCAUUUAGAUUAGUAAUAAAGGACUUAAAAAUAUCUGAUGAGGAUAUCUAUCUUUGUGAUACAACAUUUCUUAUACCAAUCGAAACGUGUGAUAAUUUCAACGGCUAUCGUGUCGAGUUGAAUGUCUUAGUGCCACCAAAGGAGGUUGUGAUUCUGGAUGAGAAGGGCGAUCGCAUCGAGAAUGGCUCCGUCAUUGGACCCAUGCAGGAGCGACAAUCACUAAAAGUGUCGUGUGUCGUACAGAAUACACGACCGCAACCACAGGUCGGCUGGUGGCGGGGGAAUAAGCGACUACUGACGCAUUCCGCAUCCUAUGUUGAGACGGAUGGCCUGUUUACUGCUACUUUGGAAUUGAAUUUGGAGUUGUCACGUGACGAUCUGGCGAGAGAUAUUGAAUGUCGCGUCGAGUCUGCAGCUUUGCCAAACAAGCUAAUCAAUAAGCUUCGUGUCGAUUUACAAGUGCGUCCGACGAGCAUAUCCAUCAAUGGUGUGGAGCAUCAUACGGUGCAGGGCAGCAAAGUGGUGCUGACAUGUGAUAUUCAUGGCGCUCGACCAGCAGUGAAUUUGACGUGGUUCAAUUCCUCAACGGUCAUAAGUCCCGAAGAGAACGAUUUAACCGAAAUUAGAACGAAGGCGUUCGAGAAGGACGACGGCACGUAUCACACGCAGUCGGAGCUUAUCUUCAACGCGACACGCUUCGAGAAUGACAUGAUUUUCCGGUGCGAUGCGGACAACGUGGUGCUGCAGUUAAACCGCGAAAAACCAUUCACAUCUUCGCUGACGCUGGAAGUGCUGUAUCCGCCAGUGGUUAAGGUCAGCCCACCCGAGAUUACGGUAAACACCAGCGACACCGUGCUGCUCAACUGCGAAUAUGUCGCAAAUCCGGCGUCGCUGACGCAAGUCAUGUGGUAUCGGAACGGUGAUUCAGUCAAUGUCAACGACACAGAACGCUACGAGGGUGGCAACUCCGAGAACGUUGCACUAGUUAUACGUUCUACUGACAAGGAUGAUGUCGGCAACUACACCUGUCAACUAUCAAAUGCCAUCGGCAAGGGCAUCUCCGAGCAGCAAAUCGACCUGGAUGUACAGUUUGUGCCAAUUGUAGAAGUGCUGAUGAUACCCGAGGGUCCCGUUAAGGAGAGUGACGAAUCGAAUGUGACACUCUACUGCAACAUCUUAGAAGCUAAUCCGGCAUUGCUGACAAAAGUGCGUUGGUAUGCCAACUCGACGUUGCUCAAAGAGCUGCCCGAUUGUGAGGAGACAAAAGAGGACUUAUGCCAUAUCGAUCCAAGCAAAUUGCUGUUGGAGAGCAUUGGACGCGGCUUCUUCUACAAUUACUCUUGUGAGGGCUACAAUGCCGCCGGUUGGGGACCACGUAGCGAAGAUAAAGAGUUAAUGGUACAUUAUGAGCCCGGUCCAGCCACGCUCACACACUUUCCAUUGAUUGCUGUGAAGAAGAAGAGUGUGAUAUUUUCUUGCUCUGUCGACGACCCUGGAUAUCCAGAAUCGAAUAGAUUCCGUUGGCAGCGUGGUGGACUUGGACCCUUGCAGGAUGUCGUCACCAAAGAUUGGACUGUGGAGCCGGUGGGUUUGGACAGCCGCACCAACUACUCCUGCUACGCAUACAAUGAGGGCGGUAAGGGCGCCAUGGCUAGCGUUAAUCUAGAAGUGCAUGCACCUCCAUUCUUCAUCAAGAAUCUGGUGCCAUACACGGGCAUGUUGCACACAUCACGCACAGCAAAUCUAACAUGUCGUAUCGAAUGUGUGCCUCGCUGUGAAAUCACCUGGUUGAAGGGCACCGAUCCCAUUGAAAAGAACGAUACGCGGUACUUCAUCAAGGAGAAGUACGUGGACGCGUCACCGGCGACGGGUGACUUUGAGAGCAUGCUCUCAGUGCUGCACUUCAAUAUGUCAAAUUGGCCCAAUCAAAAGUUCGACAUCGAAUCGGAUAGCGCGAACUACACUUGCGUAUCUACAGGAAACACCGUUGGACCUGGCAUCAAAAGCGCUACUUACUUUUCUAUUGAAUAUGCGCCGGAGAACUCAACCGUUUCGGAGGAAAAGGUUUACGUGCAGGAGGGCACUAUACCCGGACGUGUAAUUUGCAAUGCCAAAGCUAACCCGAGCGCUCACUACAGUUGGUACUUCAACAAUACGAAACUGGGGCAGGAUCAGGCUUUAAUCAUCAACACGCCAAUGACACGCAAUGACUCCGGCGUCUACACAUGUGUUGCCUCGAAUAAGCACGGCAAGAGCACAGUCGAAACAAUCAUCGAUGUACAAUUUAAACCACGUUGCGAUAUUGAAAGGCAGGAGAUCGAUGACCAGGAUACACUAAUUUGCACAGCAUUCGGAAAUCCUGUAGAGGCUGAUUUUUCAUGGUCAAUUAAAGCGGAAAAUGACAGCGCCGAAUGGCUGGGCAGCGGCGAGCGGCAGGGCUUUACGGACAAGAGUUUUUAUGUGCUGGACGAUGACUAUGUGAUCGCUCGCACUUACCGUUGCGUUGCCAAUAACACAGUCGGCCCCGGGUCAUUCUGCGAAAUCGAAGUGGCCGAACAACUAGCAUGGUGGCAACGCUGGGAUAAAACCACACUCAUCAUAUUGGUGGCCUCGAUAUUGGCGCUACUUUUGGCCGUGAUUAUAAUCUGUUGUAUCAUCAUUUGCAUAUGCCGCCGACGCAGACGUCAAGAUAAAUACCGCACCGAUGUCUCAAUCAGCGCCACGCACAGUGUACUGUCGUAUCAAUCGAACGCACCGCAAGCGGGCGUGGCCGCGCCGGCGCUUGCGGCCGUCUGUUCGCAACAGGUGACAACAGGUUGUCUAAUACCUAAUUUAGCCGCACAAGAAUUACCGCAACUACCCGGACCGAAGCUGCCACCCAAACCCCCCACCAAACCCACAUCCGUACCUACACACACACCCAAAAUUGUCACGGCACCCAGUCGUACACCCAGUCUGCGUGUACGACAUGCCGCACAAGCACCCAAAUCACCGCCGCGCUGGCCGUUGCGUCCCGGCGUCAUGGUGCAUGUGAGCAGUGACACCAAACAAAAUCUAGCAACUAAUCGUAUGACACUGCGCCCGCACACACUUACAGCACAACUGUCGAAUUUGACAGCGGUGACACCGGUGACAGCGGCUGAGAGCAGCACUAUUUCAAGCGACACACUCAAUGCAUCUGGCUUCUCAGCGGCCACCGCACUUACAACACUAUUAAACGCAUCCACACAGACGGCGAAUACCGUCACCACCAAUGACGCUCUUAUAGAUGUGGUUAGCAAUGACGACGAUUCUGCUGGUGGACAUGACAAUGCCAAGCAAACGUCAACGCUUGGUCGUUUUAGCGCAAAACGCCCGGCUGUCGUUGGUAGCGAGGACCCCAGUGCUAGUGCUUUCACACAAACAUUGCCACAUAAAUUUAACAAAUUAACGCAACUGCCGACGAUGGCUUACACCAUCCAUGAAGUUCAACUGAAUAAUAAAAUUUCCCCAGCGCACAUGGCGCAACCACAAGCAGAGAGCGGAUGCAUACCAUACGUUAGCGCGCUUGCGGGGGACACACCAACUACUGCAAAUGCGACUGAAAAGGAAACUACAGCGCAGUUGGAAGUUGACAGCGCGGAGCGGAGUGGCGAAGGCGCGAAGGUCUGCGGCAGCAUACAGAAACGUGUUGGAGCGCGGCGCUUAGGACGCGUGGAAAAGUUUUUGACAGGUAUCUUCAAGCGACGCGGCGCUGGCGUCGAUACGACGCGCGACAGCCAGCGCAGCCAUGUCGGCUUGCUUGGCGGCAUGUGGCAGGCGGGUGCGGGCGUGCUGUGGCAACGCCGCCCGGACGGCGCAGAAACCGCGGAAAAGACGCCAUUCGCCGCGGAGCAUCGUCUUAAGGGCAUUCGUUGCAGUGGCAGUGUCACGUACAAAAAGUCGCCAAUACGCAGUUCGCCAGGUGAAAAUGCGGUCGCCACAUGUAGCCGUAGCGGUAAUUGUAACAUCAACAACAAUAAUAAUAGUAUCAGCAAUCACACUUGCAUGACGCUUAGCACAGUUGCGACUGCAAACGCUAGUGCCGCUGAGCUUAAUGUAGACACCAGCGAACCAACUGCUUCUAAUAUAACUACAACAGUCACACCAACAGCCAUAGUCGCAGCGCCAGUACUGCCACCACAAUCGCCUCCAGCUAUGCGGCCGCUUAUGCAGCCUCCAGCCAACAGUCCCCGAUCACCUGCCUCUGUGACAUUUCAAGUGCCUUCAUACGACAAGACGGCAGUGAACACCCCCAGCAUGGUGACGGCCACCAGCGGCGCGAAUGGGAUCGCCAGCGGAAAGAACAUCAACAGCAGCAAUACUACAACGCCAACACGUGGACCACCGCCACAGCUACACCGUUCCAUAUUGAAGAGUCCUACGCCGCCGCCACGGCCACCACCGCCUUUCAAAGCGGCGCCUCCGCCCUUGCAGAAACGCAAUGUGGCAACAGUGACGCCGACGAAGGUAGAGCGUGUACAAAUACAAGACAAGUCAUCUUCACUGGGGGAUCCAUUGACGGAACCUGGCGAGUAUGAGAAUCUACCGUUUCAUGGUCUGCAAACGGCUCCUAACAAGUUAUCUACGACUCUUACAAAUUUUAAUAACAACACCAAUGUGGUGCGCGUCGCUCCACGACCCAAGAGACUCAAUGGAAAUAUUGGCCCGCAACAGCACCAGCUGCAGCAGCAGUACGAGCAGGACCAGUACGACCAACAGUUUCAAUAUCAUCAACACCAACAGCAUCAUCAACAACAACAACAGCAUCAAUACAAUACCAUGCAAUAUGUCGGUGCCGGUGGACGAGUGAUAACAACGAAUCCCCAGCACCAGCAAUCGCACACAAUGAAUUCCCACAACAAAGGCAUGCUGCCGCAUCACCAACAACAUCAACAACAGCAGCAGCAGCUGCUGAUAUCAGGAGCGGAUGGGGCCAGCGGCAACGUCGGCGGCGGCACGGUUGGCGCAGGCAGUACAGAUCCUGGUGGCAGCGCUUAUAUGAACGGCAGUGUCGGCGGCGGCGGUGCACCCCAUCAAAUUACAUACAAUCUGAAUAAUUGCUUUCCGAAAAGCUACACAGAAUAUUAUCACCAGCAGCAACAGCAGAAGCACAAAAAUAGCGCCUCGAAUAACACUUCCAGUGCGCAAUUGUUGAGCGCCAUCGAUCAUGACUACCCCACCUAUGCGGUGGUUGAACGUAAUACCGCUGCUGCUAGCGCUACCGAUAUGGGUGGAAUUGAUGGUCAUAGUCCGCGCGCUGGUCCAGCCCCUAUCCCAGCAGCGGUCAGCACCAACCCAUUCUUGGCCAUCAGCAAUUUUAAAAAAUAUGACACUAGCGGUAGCACGACGGAUAAUGCGUAUCAGCCGCAUAUACUGGACAUAACUGGCAGUAGUUCGAUGCAGCGCAGUGGCAAGCGGAAACCCAUGCUGGAUGGCAAAAUGGAGGAUAAGAAAUUCUACUCGCUAAAAUUCACCGGCAGUGGCGGUAAGCAUAAACCACCGCAUGUGGUACACAAGUCACCGGCGAGUGGUUUGUUGAAUGCGUCUGUAAUUUUGCACGGUGGCAGCAGCAGCAAUGGUGGCAAGUGUAAGCGACAUCAUUCUUUUGCUGGUGGUAGCAUUGGCGAUAUUGACUCCGCCGGCCCGGGCGCCCAACACAACGCCCACCAGGUGAAAUCUUCGGCUUUGAUGCGCUUCUACGAUCCGCCCGCUUAUGAGAACUUGGCUGGCGACAGUACGGCCGCAGUGCAGGUGCACGAGUGCGCCGUAGAGGCGCAUCCAUCGCCCGACGCUGGCGGUAUGAGUGGCACGGCCACCAUAUUGCUACAUCCGCAGCCUAGGGCUAGCGGCAGCGGCGGAAGCAGUAGUCAUGCAACGGCUGGACAAACGGGCCACAAGAAAAAACAUCACCAUCGCCAACACCAGCAGAAGGAUGAUUUCAAUUUAAUCGAACCGGAACGGCUGAGCAUCUAUCGCAGCGACUCGGGCAUUUCGAAUAGUUCUUAUGAGUGUGUUACGCCGGUGCCACCACCGCCGGGCAACACGCGCACCGCAGCUGCACUGAAUGGCACGCCGCCACCAAAAACCCCGAAAGGCAACAAAUUAGCGAAACACGCGUCCUCUGCUAGUAGCGGUCCCAGCGCUAUCAGUCUCGUCAAUGGAGUUAAUUAUAAGAAGUCUCUACGUCAACUUGGCGGCAGUAGGUGCAACAUUGCGAAUGCUACAGCCAGUGGUACCUCGCUGCCCGUUUAUAUGAAUGUGGAUGGUCAGCCUUCAAGCGCGUUCGAACGCUCAUGUUCGCCCAGUUCCAACCUAAUAAAUACCUCGUAUGAGUCGGCUUCCUCUUCACAAAAUGACGGUCAUGGUGGGCAGGGCUCAACAGAUCCGGCAUCCUUGUCCUCAUGCAAUUCAUUGUACAGUAGCGGUACUGGUACUCUAAUAGGUGUGGCUCCACUCAUGAAGGCGGGUGUGGGGCUAACAGCGCCCCGUUGUGGUCUGCAUCAAAAAACCGAAAUUACAACGCCGGAGGAGUACGAACAAUAUCAGCUGGGUCACCACCGUCACUCUGCUUCCUCGCUUAGUGUGGCAAGUACGGUGAGUGCCAGUGGAACGCGUCGUUGUAAAAAACAACCGGGCGUGUUAGCGCCAUCGGGCUCCGUUACAGGAAUUGAGCAUUAUGCUAUUGGCGUCACUAAUCCAUUUCUAGCAAGCGAACGCGGUGCAACAGCGACCGGCUGCGUUGCCAACGCCGCCGCCUCCGCCGACAGGUACAAUGCCCACGGCAGAGAUAAGAAACUACGACGAAAGACUAUCAGCGACCCCUACGCACAUAUCCGCUAUAUCACCUACAGCAGGCGCGCCGCCAACAACACCUGCAACAACGGCGUUACCGAUUGCCAAGCACACGCCCACAAUUAUCGUGCCAAAUGUGCGAGCAAUGCGCCCGAGGCAACAACAGCAGCAGCACAUCAUCAGCAACAGCAAGUUAAAUUACAACAACAACAUGAGAACAACAAUAGCCGCAAACAUCAACAGCAUCAACAAUCGUUGCUAAUCCCGCGAAAAUUGCACAACAACAACAAAGAGCACGGCGACAACGACGAUGAGGAUGUUGAGGAGCACAACAACAAGGAUGUUGCAAUGUUCCAACAGCAACGACGCAGAUUAGUACCUUUGGGUGGUAAUGCUGAUGAGAGAAAUACUGUUGUUGUUGCUAAGGAGACUGUCACCACAGAAGACCGCACCGUUGCUGGCGAGGCCGAUGUCAGCGUGAAAGCAAUGCUGCCACAUGUCGAAGAUGUUCAAAGUGCAAAACCAACAACAGCCAAAUAUGCCGCACACGGCGAUAAUCUAGGACGUCGACCAGUUAAGUUGCCGCUACGCAAAUAUCAUACUUUCCACUUCCAGCCCUCGCAAACGGUGGCCGGCACACUGCGUCACUGCCAAUUGCAGCAAUUACGUAUUCAAAUGCAACACAGACAACAACUACAAUACUAUGCACCAUCCGCGACUCAUGCCGACAAUGCUGACCUUAUGGCUUUCCGCCAAUCACCAACCGCCAUACCUGGCGUUGCAGCACGUUCAACCAGACGAUAUGCAACCGAAGGUGGACCGCUAGUCUUUCGCCCGCUCUCCUGGCACGAGCAGCGCACCUUCAAGCCAAUAUCAUCGCCAGUUGAUGUUGUCGAAGCGGCAGUCGACCUCCCCACUACAACAGAAACAGAGUUAAGUGAGAAAAGAAGCACAGAGGAGGAAGAAGAAAAGUCUGAAUUGAGCGAGGAACUUUCAGACGAAAUCAAACAAAUCACUAGAAGUGCACAAUUACCACAUGUAAGCCUUAAUCCUGCCGCUUCGCUGGAGGCGCUCGAAGCGCUCACCAAACACCAUCCCGAGUUAAUUUAUGCCACCAAACCGGGUACACGCCAAAAUCUGCACAAGCAACUUGCACUACCGGAACAGUGGACACACCAUUUGGACGUUGAAAAUCGCCCAAACGUCAGCCAAACUCUAUCACAGGCCUCCACAGCACCGCGAAGUGACAGUGACGCUCGACUGGAAGAAGUCGCGGCAAAUACUACGCUCGAAGCUCAGUGCGACGAUGAGGAAGAUCUCGGCUAUUCCUUCUGCGAAGACGACGAUGAAGAUGAAGGCGUUGAGGAGCUGGUGGGCGAGCCUGUUAAAAGCGGAGAAAAUGAACCCGCUGAAGAGCAACGCACAAUCACACAUACGUCGGAGUCGCCACGCGUAGUUCUCUCUGCGGGGCGCAAUGGUGGCCACGUGAAAUACAUGCUGCGACAAAGUUACCGCGAACCCCUGAGUGCUGCGGAGUUCGACGAUGAACUAAUCUAUGCUGAUUUAGAGAGUCAACAUUAUGGACCAAUCAACUACAAGGCCGCCUCGCUUUAUGCGCUAGUGAAAAAGGAUAAGAAAAACGGUGCUUUGAAUGAGGUGAAAAACUGAAGGAGUUGAGAAGUAAAAGUUGCACUCAAAAGUAAUAGCAAAAGUGAAUUAAUUUCUUGUUGUAAUGGGUGAAUGUAUAGUAUACAAAGCGGGCACUCAGUACAUAUACAUAUUCACCACUGUACGGGAUCCGUUGAAACCCUCCCUUUUUGGUUUCCGCUCAAACAGUGCAUUUUAAAUUAUCUUUUCGUAGCAAUGAGUUGCUAAAUUAAAAAUAAUUUUUGACAGGUAAAAAGUAAUAAUUUCUUUGUUAGCUUUAAUUUUGUAAAGUAUGUGUAUGUCGCAAAUUCUUUGCUAGAAUUAACCUUAGUAAUUGUUGGAAAUCUAUAAAUAAAUAUCUGGACAAAAAAUUAUAUAAAACUAGUGUAUUUAUUAAUGAAUAAACAAUGAGUAAACGAAUUUCAUACUUUUUAAAGCAACUAAAACUAAUGUAAGACUAAAACGAUUAAAAUCAUAUAUAAUAUAUAUACCAAAAAAAAUUUAUAAUGUUGUUGUUUUUAUUGUAAAUUAAACUAGUUAAGUAACCUAAAAAAUUAAAGAAAACUGUAAAACAAAACUUAAAUGAACAUAAGUAAAUGUUAAUUUCGCCAGCCACUAUAACAUGUGUAUAUGUUUGGACGCAACAUCAUAAGUUCAUUUCGCCACGGAGAAAUUUUUGUAAAAAUACCUUUCACAUACUUAACCUAAAAUUAGAUACAUACAUAGUAUAUGCCAAAUUCAACGACUCAAAAUAUCAAUACCACUACAUACAGAAACCGUAAUUUACAUCACUUCUAGAACAGUGUUCUUUAUUCUCCCGCGACUCUAACCGACUAAUUCAAACGGGAAUUGUAUAUAGACACAAUUUCACAUAUACAUACACAAUAUAGCAAAAGAUCACAAACAAAAUACAAAAGGAAUAAAGAAAAUUUGUACGCAAACUCACUACUCCAUAGGCAUUAAGGAUCACCACCACGAAAUUGGAUUGUGGAAUUGAGAGAGCGGUCUUAAACGCUGCGCUCAAUUUUGAAAUGUGCAUGAUUUGAAACGAAUAUAAAAUUAGGCAACUAAGUCACAAGGUCUUAAAAUCUUAAUCUAUAUGUAAAUUUAUGCUCGCAUUAAUAAUAAAUAUACGAUUAGCAUGAAGCGAAAGAAAUUUUUCUACUCAAGAGCAAAUUACGAACAAAUAUUAAUAAACAUACAUACAUAUUUACAUAUAUGAAAUGUAGCUACUAAAUAUUAUAGGCAAAUUAAAGAACAACAACUACCACAGCACUCAUAGUUUUGUACAUACACAAA
Messenger RNA from Bactrocera latifrons, 11204 nucleotides. RefSeq lists its product as uncharacterized. Bases 1137 to 9926 code for a protein of 2929 amino acids. NCBI's taxonomy places the organism in Eukaryota, Metazoa, Arthropoda, Insecta, Diptera, Tephritidae. The record is from RefSeq and is a predicted model, not a curated record. The transcript is spliced from 28 exons.